GGUUUUUGCAGUGAAAGAGAUAGAUGGAAGAAAAGAGGCGCUCGUGAUCGCCGAUCAAUCACAGACGAUUACUCAGAUCCAGAUGAGGAGCAGCAGUACGGUGAUCAGAAAACAAUAUUGGUAACAAAAAAUGAAACAAAGGAAAGUAUAAGUCUUUAUCAAGCCGAUGUUGAUACGGAAAUACAUAAAAUUAAUGUAACAACGCGAAAUCUCACGAUUGUUGAUUUACGUCACUACACUCAGUAUCAAAUAUGGGUAAGUAAUAAUAUGGGUAAAACGUCGUACGAUCUGGUUGACAACAGAACAAUUGAAGUGAUUAAUGCAACGAUAUCGAAGGAUGAUGCGCGAAGCCGUAAGAUAACAUGGAAAGAGCCACUACAGCCAAAUGGCAUCGUUCUGGCCUACCGAGUUACUGUGGUGGCCGAAGAUCAGGCACAGGUUUGCCACUGCUUACGAACUGGAUUAUGUGAGGCAAUAUCUGCGUUUAUUGAAACCUGUACACUUUUGCGGUUUUAG
This is a messenger RNA of Gongylonema pulchrum, 516 nucleotides long. The record is from the annotation of a GenBank genome assembly. Lineage: Eukaryota; Metazoa; Nematoda; Chromadorea; Rhabditida; Gongylonematidae.